CUAAAGACACUGAAUUGCUAGGACAGGGACUUGUGGUCUGCUGUUCAGAACACUCCUGAUGCUAGUGUAGCAUCAUGGCUAGUCAGAAUGUAGAACAGGAUUGUGAAACCAAUGUGAGCCCAGGUGUUAAUCAAGAGCCUGUAAGCAAGGAUAUCCCUAAUUCUUCACCUGAUUCAGAAGCAGAUUCAAGAGAGGGUCUUGUGAGGCAAGAUGAUCAAGAUGUGAUACAAGAUCUGGCCUUUGAAGAGAGACCCCCACCUGAAGACCAAAGCCAACAUACAGCCAGUGAGGAAGAUAACACCAAUAUCCUCAGUCUGCCCUUCCCAAGGAAGCUCUGGACCAUUGUGCAGAAUGAGGCAUUCAAGUCUGUGAAGUGGACUGAGGAAGGAGACACCAUAAUGAUUGAGGUAGACCUUUUCCAGAGAGAGGUCCUUCACCUCAAGGGGGCAAAGAAGAUUUUUGAAACAGACAGCUUGAAGAGUUUUAUUCGCCAGCUCAACAUGUAUGGGUUCAGGAAGAUAUGCCACGAGACCUCUGUGAUUUCCUCUGGAGAGAACAGGAGAAUAAUGAUGUACCGCAACUUCAACUUUCAGAGAGAUAAGCCCGGACUCCUUAAGUAUAUCUGGGGAAAAGAAAACCUAGUAAAUCUUACCCACCAGGCUAUCUGUGUACCUAUUCUGCCUAGAUCUGCUCAAGAGCCAAUUUCCAAAAAGAAGAAGUUACCUACCAGAUGUUCUCCACGAUUCUAUCAUAAACCUGAGGAAGACAGUGAAGAGUCCAAGAAGAAAAGCUCUGAUGACCAGGCACCCAAAGAAAAUCAGGGAUUUGCAUUCUCUACUGUAUGGGCUAUGAAAACUAUUUCUGGAUGUUCCCUAGAAAGGCAGUCUCCUGGGGAGUUAAGUAACCCAACUGCAGAAGACACCUCAGGCAAUAUUAUAUGUGUGCCUCCAACUGCUCCUCAAAUUCAGGGCAUGGAAGAAGUGCCCAGUGAUAGCUCAUCAUACCCCAUUUUGGGUUCUAUGAUGUCUCUAUAUAACAACUGUUGUUCUGUCCUAUUGUCUUCCCUCUUAGAAAGGCCAACAAAUGAAUCCCCUGAUGAAGAAGAGCAGGAAGGCUCCUCAGAUUACAAGUGUGUAAUCUGUGAGCCCAUAAAGAAUAGCCCUCGCUUAUGAACUCACACACCACUGAGACCAGUAGAAAAAUAUUUUUUCCUAAGGAUAAAUCUAUUUUUGGUACCAAAAAAGAUAAAUCCCAUGAUGGCAAAUAAAUAAUCUAAACUAGACUCUGGAGUCUGUGUCCUAUCUGACCCUCUGUACCAUUCUGUAUCCUUGGUUUCCCCAACCUUGGAUUCACUUUGCACUUUCAUGAGAAGCAGCAAUAUUUUCACACCCUCAGCAAAGCAUUCUGCCUGGUAGGGCAGAGAGCAAGCCUGGGAAGAUCUGCUCCUCUGACACUUGCCUACUGGCUAGUGACCUGUUGGUGUCACCUUACACUACUCAGGUGCUGCUCCACAUGGCCCAUCCCCUCCCUGCCCUUAGACUAUGAGCUCAGUGAAGCCCUAGUUACAGCCCUGUGUGCCCUGAAACCCCACCAACAUGGAUGAGAUGCUGCUUCUGCCUUUUCAGGUCAAUGAGUUUUUGCUUAAUGGCAGGCCCAAUGCAAGAACUGGGGUUUGACUGAUUUGUACCUGAGUCUUCAAUUCAGGGAGACUCACUGUAUAGGAUGGUGGCAUCUAGAGAAUGACACCCACAAGAUAGUGCUGACAGAGAUGGCUGAUGACAUCUAGAGAAAGGAUACAAGAUAGUGCUGACAUAGAUGGCCAGGCCAAAGGAAACACAAAGGAGGAAGUGUCACCUUAGCCUUGUCAAGGUAUCGCAGCUCUGUAGGCUUGCAUUAGAAUAGAGAUAG
Molecule: messenger RNA, 1908 nt
Organism: Peromyscus leucopus (white-footed mouse)
Lineage: Eukaryota; Metazoa; Chordata; Mammalia; Rodentia; Cricetidae
Gene: Hsfx4
Product: heat shock transcription factor family, X-linked member 4
Exons: 2
Coding region: 75-1172 (365 amino acids)
Biological process (GO): regulation of DNA-templated transcription
Molecular function (GO): sequence-specific DNA binding; DNA-binding transcription factor activity
Source: RefSeq, a predicted model, not a curated record